Messenger RNA from Medioppia subpectinata, 2241 nucleotides. Lineage: Eukaryota; Metazoa; Arthropoda; Arachnida; Sarcoptiformes; Oppiidae. The record is from the annotation of a GenBank genome assembly.
AUGAAGGUCAAUAAAUUCCCUCAUUUGGCUGCAUUCCCGUAUCAAUCGGGGGCUGCAGUUGAUAUGCUCAUGUCCUAUUUGUCGUACAACUUGACCACAUAUAUCGGUCAAAUGGACUCCGAUGUCAUCAUAAGCAAACCACUAUUGAAAAAUCGAUCGGCGUUCGAAAUCAUCGACUGUUGGGAUCAUAAUAUCUAUGUUUGCAUAUUAUUAUCAUUACUGGCCAUCGGAUCGGUGUUUGGCCUCAAAUACCGGUCCGUCGGCACCGGUUUGGAGACAAUGUGGGGCUAUUUGUCGAUUAUAAACGGAAACGCCUAUCGAGAAGACAUUGAUUAUCACAUAUCAACAGCGGAUAUAAGUAAAACAUUUUACUUUUGGGGCGUAAAUAAUGAGCGAUUAAACCAAUCGUUUGUCAAUCAAUUCAAUAAAAUUGUGAAACGUAUGCAACAAAACGGUGUCUAUGAGUAUAAAGUAAGCAAAUCAUUGAAACCUUUGGGUUUUGGUCCCGAUAUAUACGACAAACCGAUUGUCGAUAAGACAUAUGAUAUCAUAUCCAUUGCAGACAUCGUUGGCGUCUUUGGUUACAUCAACGCUGUAUAUGUGCUCAUCACUGGCCACUCGGGUACAGCGCCGCCCAAUUGGUUGGUCACUAUCGCCGUAUGGAUGGGUGCGUGCGGUUUCAUAUACAACGACCUAAUCAUGGCUCACAAAAUUGGCAAAAUAGCAAUAAUGGGAUCGGCGACACAAGUUACCUUGGCCCUAUUUGUGUAUCGCUAUAAUAUAACAUCUAAUAUACCCACCGAUCAAUUGGUCCAGGACAAAAUAUGCCGCAACGUAUACCACAUAAACGCAAGUUAUUGUUCAAAUUUGUCUCGAAUGGCCGACUCGGAUGACUAUCUGGGCAUUAAGUCCACAAUACUGACCGAUAGCACCACAUUCAUGGCCUCAAGCAUUGUGUUAAUAACAUUGCCAUCAGUGGUGGCCUUACUGUUCAUCGGCUCGUGGACUGACACCUAUAUCAGGGCCAAGAAACUGAUCCUCAUUGGGGGUGCGGUGGCCACCCUAUUGGAAGUCUCCGUACUUAUUGUUAACGAUUAUGUCAGCGCACUAUGUAAUAUUAUUGUCAAAUGUACCAUGCAUGUUGACCGGGGGUGCAUUAGCCCUGUUCUCAUCGAUCUGGUCCUAUAUUUCGGUCACCACUCCAACCAAUAUGCGGGCCAUGAGAAUAGCUGUCGCAGAGAUCACUAUUGCCUUAGUAUAGCGCUGCCAUUGGGCUCAUACGUGGGCGGACUGGUACUAAACACUACACCCCUGUUCAGCACCGGUCAGUUGCAUAACUACUCGGCGGUGUUUAUCAUCGGUGGUGUUGCCUUUGCGUUGGCACUCAUUUGGAUCCUAUAUAUGGUGGACGAGCGCCGGGAUGUCGGCGAAUGGGAGCGACGGUUCAAUCGCUUGUCCGACACCGAGACUGACGAAGAAGUGGCCGAAAGGGUGCGACAGAAGCUCCAGAAAUACGACGACAAUCAAGACAUACAUCCAAUCAAACUGUUGCUAAACUUGAGUAACGCUCGCGAAAUGUGGCGCACGUGUAGUAAACGCCGGGACGGGUGGACACGACUCCAGAUAUGGCUACUGUUUCUAUCGAUGGCCUGUUAUCUCAUGUCAAACAUCGGACCCGUUUUCUUCUUGUAUCAGUUCUCGCAGAAGGUGUAUAACUGGGACUCAAAGACAUACAGCGACGUCACUGCCAUCGCACACAUAGCAAUCACUUUGGCCACAAUGAUCUUUGCACCCAUAUUGCUCAAGGUGCUAAAACUUAAAGAUACCACAAUAUCAAUGGUGGGUUUGGGUUCACAUUUUAUGCAAAAUAUUGUGAGGGGUGUUGUGUUGACACCCUUUGGCUUUUACUACUCGAUAAUCGCCGGGUGUUUAGGAGGCGUCGCCUCAAUCGGCAUUAGGUCUCACUUUUCAAAGAUUAUACGAUUGGAUGAAUUGGGAAAAGUGUUCAGCGGUUUGUCGGCCAUCGAAGCCCUGACGCCACUCAUAUCGGCCGCUCUGUUCACCGGUAUAUUCAACGCCACAAUGGAUUCAAUGCCCGGUCUGUCCCUAAUUGUGUUGGCGCUCAUACUUAUGAUCCCGUUUGGAGUCGUCCUAUGGAUCCAUUUGUGCACUCAUUUGCCAGAUGUUGACCACAAUAAUGAUAAUAAAGCAAUAAGUAUUAACGACGUUGAUAAUAAUUAA